AUGUGGAUAAAAGACAAUAAAAGCGAAGAUGAGGCGAAAACGUUGAAGGAAAAACAAAGCGAGAAAAACGGUUACUUGUAUACAAGUGCAGAAGGUUAUCUGCGUGAUAAAUCGAAAUUUCAACAUACACGGCGAGAAUAUUCUUAUUUACCAUAUUAUGAAAAUAUCAGUCGAAAUUCUUCUUUCUGGUUAGAGCAGAUAAAAGCGGGCCUGGCCGCCUCCACCUUAUCAUAUGCUGCUGAUUCAGGGAUUUCUUUUUGGAUGAAUCAACUGAGCCAGUAUUUAAAUUUUUUCUGUCAUCGUUUCUCCAAGGCCGAUCAUAUAAAACUUAUCAAGUUUAUUUACAAUGUUAUCUUGGAGCCCGAUUAUGACCGAAGGCUCAUUCAUAAAGCUUGCUCAUUGAUCAAAACGCUAAUUAAUGAUGAGAUAAUCAAACGCAAUGAUGUAACUUUACCGUGGAGACCAAUUUAUGAUUUGUACAUAGAAGUAGCUUACAAACGAAACAGUAAAAAUUUGGAAAAAUCGAACAUUCGUUCAGCAGUUCUGGCUGUUAAAGAAUUAUUUCCACUAUCAGCAACAAAGGAAAUUCUAGAUGAGAUACGUCCGUUUAUUGAUGUAUGGAAUGAUUAUGCAAUGAUUAAAUUCGUUAAUUUAUUCUCAGCUUUUAUACCACUUAAAAUGUCCAAUGAGGAACAUGACCUGUACGGUGCUGGAUUAUGGUACGAUGAGAUAUGGUACUUUUAUAAUUUCGUUGAGAUGAACAGUUCUUGGGAAAGUCCCAUACAACACAUAUUCUCUGCGAUAAGUGAAUAUUGUCCAGGAUAUAUCGAUUGGUCAUCCAAAUACACAAUCAUUUUUUCAAAACUUUUGCGGGCACUGAAUCUGAGUGUACGAUAUAAUAAAGUAGCAGUUGGUGAUGGGACAGGGAUGGGCUCUGAAAGUUCAGGUGCAGAAUGGGUCAUAUGGAUGCUAGGUGGAAUGAAUGAAAGUGCUCAUCGGUGUUUCGAACGGCUGAUCAAAUGCGUCGAAUCUUUUUUACAUCCAUUACAUGAAGGAGGUCAUACGCCAACUCUGCAGUCAUUUUUAGAUGCUCUGGUCAGCGAAAUGGUACGGCGUAUCCGUAUUGAACGAGUGCGUCAGAAAACCAGAAACAAGGUACCAUCAAAAAUGCGCUUUACGGAUGAACAAAUUGAAUGGUUCGUCAGCACAUUGCUUCCAUCCGUGCUUUAUUCGGUGUUUUCAACGACUGAAACAUCAGCAUCUAACGUUAUACGAAAUUUAGCAUUUCUCGCACCACAACUAGUCUUACCAAAGUGUCUUGACUUAAUUUAUACAUCGCUGUCGACUAUCACAGAACCACAUCGUUUGAAACAGUCAUUGGAAUGUAUUGUUGAAAUUUGCGUGCCUCUGGUUCGUGACAAUGGUACCUAUAGUUACCGAACAUACAAUGUUUGCAAGCAGAAUUGGAUUGAAGAUAUUAAUAAAAUCACAGAGGACAAACAAUAUAUAUCGACGCCAUCAACUGUUAUAGAUGAAUUGGAGGUCCAUUCUGAUAAUUGUCGAGUACCGCUACGUGAACACGCAAUUUUUCUACUUGAGAUAUUAAUUGAAGCUAUCGAUAUCAAUGAUUUCCAAAAACUCUCACUUUCUUUGCAGACGCUGGAAACCAUUUUUCAAUUAGUCCCAAUUGUGAAUUGUUCCGCUGCUCUUGAAAUGGCCAAAUAUAUGGAUUUAAAUGAAGAAGAAAAACGUCUUUGUAAAUUAACAGCGCGAUUCCCAAACAUUGUACAGAAUUUUGUGAAUAAAGUAUUUAAAGUGAUAACACAACUGUCAAGUUCUGCUCCAAGUGAUGGCAUAUCAUACGUGGAUUCGAUAUGUGAUAAUUCGGAUGUAAUUUUGAUGGGGAGUGAAGAAAUUGUGAUAAGUGCAACAAUUCAAAGCGCUUUUCAUGCAUUGUUCUUUAAUUGUUCAUCCAGUUUUGUUGAGCUAAUCGGUGAUCACACAUACAAAUUCAUUUCUACAUCUGAAUUCGAAAGUGUCGUUGCUGCCGAUGCUGCAUUCUCACUUAUGCAGGAAUCCAUUUAUGCUAAUCCAGUCCGUUAUUUCCCGAUGUAUAUUAAAUUCUUGUUGGAGAAACAAAAGCAAUACAUAACAGAAGAGAAGAAAAUAUUAAAAGAACUUGAUGUAACAACAAUGUGGUUUGCAUAUUUAUCGCAAAUGAUCUUCUCUGUGCCCAGCAAUCUCCUGCUGAAAUAUCAAGAGGAAUGUAUUCAAAUCCAUAAAUGCAUUAUGUCAAUGAUUUGUUAUAAUGCUUAUCAAGGGGCAUGUUGGUCACUUAAAAAUGUUUUAACACAACUAACGGAAGUUUAUCCUAUAUCGGAGGAAGAUCAACAACAUAAUUUGGAUUUGCCAUUGCAUUUGUCGUUGCCCAUCAAGAAAUGGGGUGUUAAGUGUCUUAAAGAUGUUGUGACCAUAAAAUGGCAUAUUCCAACAGAAGCUGAAGUUGAUUUUGCGGAAAAAUUGUUGGAUGAGUUUGCUUGUUCUGAAGUUCAAUUACUCACAGCCCCGGAAAGUAUGGAUAAGUUUGCAAUCAAGCGUUCAUUGAUCAUCAUCUAUAACUUACUAUCUUGUGUUGGCAAUCGUUUGCCAAUUUUUAAUACCAAAGAAAUUAAAUUGAGCGAAACAGUUGUUGAUAUGGAUCCUAUAUGUAUAACAUCCGUGUCACCACGCAUGAAAAUGUUUUCUUUCAAUGGUGAAAAUAUUCGAGAAAAAGUGCGUAUUGUAAUGCAUAAUUUAAUGGAAUUUUUAUUAAGCCAACAGGAUGGUCAAUCCAAAAAUCUUUUUCAUAUUUCAUCUGUCCUGCAUGCGCUGUGUAUUGAACGAUCAAUACCGAGCUUUCGGAUGUACAAGAAGAAUAUAAAAAUAAAUUACAAUGAUCCGAUACAAGGACGUCGUGCUGAACAGUAUGACUCGUUUGAGCAACGAAUUUUCUCAUAUCAAAAAGAUCUAUAUAUUAAAAAUUCCAAAUUCACCGAAUCGCAUCUCAAAAUCAUGAAGGAUCUUGUAAAGCUUGGUACAAACUUUUUCACCGAUGUGCGCAUAGCUUCUCAAGCAACACUGAUCAAACUAAUAGCAAAAUUUCCGAAUUCGAAAUAUUUAUUGGUGGACGAUGUGUUGGAACAUUUGGAUCCAAAGCGCAAUAUCAGUCAUGAAGAAAUGAAAGGAGCGCUGUAUAUUUUGAAUAAAUGCGGAUUUUUGACUUCAAAUGCAAUUUCUCCCCGAUGCAAGUGUUGGCUAGCGAUUGCAAAACUCAAAGUUUCCGAAAAACCAUCUAUAAUCACCUUGGUAGAGCGCUGUACUGAUUCUGUUUCCACGAAACAGUGGACAAUCCAAAGAAACAUCAAUUCAACAAACAUUCGUGUCACAGCGCAAGAAGUGUUUACUGAUAUUAAUGCUAAUAAUACAUUUUAUGCGAAAUAUCAAGAAUUGUCUCAUUCACAUGCUGUUCUUAUGUCAAAAAACAAAUUUACUGAAAAGCAUAGAAAAAAUUACGAGAAAAUAAGUAGUUUUCGCAAUGAACUUAUUGAAAUUUGCAAAAAUAAGGGACAGCUAUAUCAUUGGCGACAAAUUGAUUCAGCACGAACUUUUCUUUUCACCCUUCAUCGAAAUUUUUUCACGGUUGAAGUGGCGGAAGUAUUUGAUCCCAAAUUUAAAUAUACAUGUGGUUUAAGACCUGAUAAUUUAUGUAUCGUUUACAAUCGUGAUGGGUUACCAAAAGAUGAACAAUCUUGGAAUGGAACAAUAUUUGUAUCAAAACCACACUGGGGCGCUUAUCAGUGGCCAAGAAAAAUGGUGAUAUCAGCUCCAGCAAAUGCACAAACAGAACUGCAACGUUCUAUGUCAGAAUUCAAUGAUGUUGAAAAACUAAUACUUAAAUAUAUGAAAGAUAAACAAUUUAUUAUUUUGUGGCAUACUAUCUUAUUGAAGGAGAAGGAAGACAGUGAUGUAUUUUAUGCUGGCGAAUGUCGUUUAGUAAAAUAUUUGUUUCGAAACUUUGGUGUAUUACUGGUGUCGCAAUUUAAGAUGUUGUUAGAAUCUUUAUGUAGUCCUGAGAAUGGACGUUCUCUUAUACGACGCACACAGACAAAACUUGCUGCAAUAUAUUGCGCUGGCAUUAUCCGUGGUUCAAGAAACUGGCUUUUUAAUGAUCUGCAAGAGAUGUGGGUCUGGUUGAAACCUAUUAUUGUCUAUCAUAUUGAAGGUUUGAUGUCAGAAACAGUGUACCAUUGGGAUAUUGCGCUGAAGUUUUGCUUGGAUAUUACUGAUGUGAGGAGAUUUCAUUGGCUAAUAGAAACACUAUUUGAAAUCGCUUUGAAACCUGCCCCGACAACAUGGCAUCGAUGUGUACGACUGGGUCUUAUACAGUACAUUUCUUCUUGCUCAGCUUGGAGAACAACAGAAUUAUUAAAUCAAGUCAUAAAUAUUGCAAAUGUUAUGAUUUCACAAUCGUGGCUGGCAACAGAAAGAGAGCAAAUUGCGAGCGUGCUUUCAUUUCCUGCGGUUUAUGGUUUUGCAAUGGGUGAUGAAAACAAUAUACCAAUGAAAUACAGAAUUCCAAAGUUAGCAGAAAUAAUAGAUAUAUUCGAUACUCAAAUUAAGGAAAUGAUGAAGUCAAGGAAAAUACAAGUAAAUAAAGGAGGUGCAUCUCCUGAAGUGCAAUCAAAGCAAAUAACAUCAUCACCACCACCGCCAUCUGCUACUGUUACUUUAUCGGAAAAUUCACCGUGUAUUGUAGAGAAAUUUAACAAACAGAUUGCUACUAAUCCGAAUAUUGUCAUCGUGAGGCGUCAACUGUAUAUUAAAACUCUGCUGAAAUUUUUGAAUGUAUACUUUCAAUCCUGUUUCGUAGCUUUAUCUUCGCCUAUCAUAUCUCUCUUUCCACUUAUAACCCAUCUAGCUGAUGAAGAAACAGCCGACAACGACGAGACAGAAGUGGUACGGGAUGCUGAUUUGGCAAUUGGCGCAAGCGAUGUCUUGUUCCAGUCAUGGUCUGGUAUUUAUCUAUGUGACGAACUUGCUGAUGAGAUGUUGAAUAGUGUUGAACAGACAAUGAAUGAGAGUACGAGUUGGAAGGCAUGGGUAUCUAUAAUGAAAUUUCUUCAUGUAUUUAUAUUUUCAAACAUACUUGUUUGCGAAAAGCAAAAAAGGCGUGAAAUUGUGCAACGAAUGAUUUACAAUGCAAUCCGCCACACACAACUUGAAGUACGACGAGAGGCAGCUGAUUGUCUAACAGCACUAAUACACUGCGGUUUUCAAUCACUCACCAGUUGUUAUAUUAAGGAAUUAUUCAAAUGCACAAAUCAUAAGACACUAAGCGAAAGACAUGGCGCUGUAUUGGCUCUAUCUGCGGUGAUUCGCGCUUUUCCAUUCACUAUUCCAGCACUAGUAUUCGAUAUGAUACCGAAAUACUGCCAACUCGGCAUUAACUCUGAUUCUUUAAUACGUAACACAGUAACAGAGACACUGCGAUCAUUUUUGCGCACUCAUCAUGAUAAGAUGAUUGAAACGGGCGAAAAGGAUGUGAUACAGAAAUUGCUCGUUGUUAUACAAAAUGUUAUCUCACCCAAUUAUUAUGUAUGA
Messenger RNA from Brugia pahangi, 5640 nucleotides. Lineage: Eukaryota; Metazoa; Nematoda; Chromadorea; Rhabditida; Onchocercidae. The record is from the annotation of a GenBank genome assembly.